UACCGUGAGAAUGUAAACAUGGCCGACCAUAACACUGGCAAUGAGUUACAUCAAAGUGUAUUUAGCGGCGAUGUGCGGAAGGUGUCAGCACUCAUACGGACAUAUGACGUAGCCAAGAAGGACAAGCACGGUAAUACACCACUUCACCUUGCUGUUAUGCUCGGGCACAAAGAGUGUGUACAUCUCUUGCUGGCCCAUGGAGCGCCCGUCAAAGUGAAGAACUUGAAUGGAUGGAGUCCUCUAGCAGAAGCCAUUAGUUUUGGUGACAGACAAAUUAUUUCAAUUUUAUUGAGAAAAUUAAAACUACAGUCACGGGAACACAUGGAGACUCGGCGGCCCGACCUGGUCCGUGCUUUGUCCCAGAUGGGGGACUUUUACAUGGAACUGAAAUGGGAUUUCCAGAGUUGGGUGCCACUUGUGUCCAGAAUGCUUCCGUCCGACAUAUGCAAGAUUCACAAAAAGGGAGCGUCCAUACGCUUAGACACGACACUGGUGGACUUCAAUGACAUGCGGUGGGAAAGAGGGGACAUUAGCUUUCUGUUUUCUGGCAACUCAAAACCCUCCCAUUCCCUCAUCGUUCUUGACAACAAACUGAGGGUGUAUCAGGGAGUGAGACACGAGGAGACAGAAGCAGAAAUUGAAGAUGAAGUAGACAUCCUGAUGAGUUCAGACAUUGUGGCAGCUCAAAUGUCCACCAAACAGAUUACUUUUUCAAGGGCACAGACGGGAUGGAUAUUCAGAGCAGAUAAGAAGGAAAUGGUGGGGAAAUUUAAUGCCGACUUUUAUUAUUUAAAUGGAUUAACACUUGAGUCCAGAAAAAGAAGAGAACAUCUUAGUGAAGAAGACCUGCAAAAAAAUAAGGCUAUUGUAGAAAGCUUCACCAAGGGAGGAGGAACCCAUUCCUUUGAUGAGUCGGCAAGAAGACCUUCCCUUGAGCCUCCCAUCACUGAACCUGUGUCAUGGGAAGAGUACAUACAAGCUGACCCAGGAAAGCCCCCUCCACUUGGACGAACCCUCAUAUGCAAGGAAUCCUCGAAAUCGUUCAAAGCCACAGUUGCAAUGAGUGAAGAAUUUCCAUUAACUGUUGAGAUGCUUUUAAAUGUCUUAGAAGUGAUAGCUCCCUUCAAGCAUUUUGCAAAGCUCCGAGAGUUUGUCCAAAUGAAGCUUCCACCUGGCUUUCCUGUCAAAAUAGAUAUACCAAUAUUGCCAACAGUUUCAGCCAAGAUAACAUUCCAGGAGUUUGCUUUUCGAGAUGACAUACCAGAUUCACAUUUUGAGGUUCCACUGGGAUAUGUAGAAGAUCCCAAUAGAUUCCCUGAAUUAUGACGGUAUGAGGACUUAAGCCUGCUAAGUGUCUCCAGUGUUGAGGAACACCAUGACAUAACCAGACGUCACUCAUCGGGGCUGGAACUGGGCAGCGGCACGUCCCGCUUCCUGUCCAUUGUGCCCUGCUCUUCACCCCCUCCUCUGUGCCCCAUGCAAGGCUCAGGGACACUUGCAUCUCCCAUAACAAAGGAACUUUUAUGUCACAGGGUAAGUAGGCAUUCUCAGGAAGCCUCCUGUACAGAUGCAUGGUCGGGGUCUAGUCACAAUAGCUGUGAAGUUUCUAACUCUUCAGAGAGUUUGGCAACUUUGGGAAGUGCAACAAGGAAAAAGCUGCAUGAUAAUCUUAGUUGUAGUAGAGAAGCAUUUAAUGUCAACAGUACCAUUGAGAGAGUUGCGUAUCCACCGACAGACACUGGUCGUGUGGAAACCAGGAAUGAAGUAUCAUCACAAACAUCAGGAAUGUUGCAAACAGAGUAUAUUGUUGUGGAUAUUCCUCUGCAAGUAGGAAUGGGAAGUCCUUAUUCAUCUUCAUGCUUUAUCCUCAUUGAUCGCUGACCCACACUUAAUAUCAAACAAAUCUGUGUUCAGAAAUGUUGAACAUAAACAGAAAAUGUAAGAAAAUGUUGUGUAGGGUUUAUAGAAGUACUACAUUUCAUGCAAUUGUGUUAAACAUUAUAACCUGAAAUGGCUCAAGUCAGCAGAUAAUGCUAAGCAGCUCAUUUAUUUUCUGUACUUCUGCUUGAAAUAUCAUUCAUGGUGAAGAACUCUAAAUACCUCUGUCUGAGAUAUAUUUUUACUUUCAGAAUGUGUGUGAAAGACCAUCUUUAUGUUGUAUUUUAUGCAUUUUUUUUAUUAAUGCUGUGUAAUUAUGAAAUGUGGAAGAGCAGCUGCAUAGUUAGUCUCUCUCUCUCUCUCUCUCUCUCUCUCUCUCUCUCUCUCUCUCUCUCUCUCUCUCUCUCUCUCUCUCUCUCUCUCUCUCUCUCUCUCUCUCUCUCUCUCUCUC
Molecule: messenger RNA, 2329 nt
Organism: Scylla paramamosain (green mud crab)
Lineage: Eukaryota; Metazoa; Arthropoda; Malacostraca; Decapoda; Portunidae
Product: ankyrin repeat domain-containing protein 13C-like
Exons: 11
Coding region: 19-1326 (435 amino acids)
Biological process (GO): protein retention in ER lumen
Cellular component (GO): cytoplasm
Molecular function (GO): signaling receptor binding
Source: RefSeq, a predicted model, not a curated record